Owenia fusiformis is the source of this 1285-nucleotide messenger RNA. Lineage: Eukaryota; Metazoa; Annelida; Polychaeta; Sabellida; Oweniidae. The record is from the annotation of a GenBank genome assembly.
UAUACAUCUAUUUCCUGCCCCCUUAUAUUGACAAUGACUGAUUCGUAAAUCAUUUGGACAUCGACUUUAAAGACUGGAAUAUCAUCAUGAAAAUUUUUCAUUGUUUAUUUCUUCUGUCAAUUCUGUCAGAAAUCAAAGGAAAGAGCACUAUAAAAGCUCCAAUGAGAAGACCAGAAGAUAGAUGUAUUGGCACUAGUGACUUAUAUCUAGUUAUCAAUCCUUCAAGGAUUUGGCAACUGCCUCUUAAUAUCCAAAUCCAAUGUGCAUUCUAUCUUUGUGUGAAUACAUACUACAAGCUGCAGAGCUGUCCAGCUGGGAAAUCUAUUGGAAAAAACGCCUUGAGACGUGCCAGAAAGGGGUUUGCACAAAAUACCAACCCAUGUGUAAGGAAUGGCUUUGAGAAUUGCAAAAGUAUAGUUGGGAAUGCAUUAGUGUUUGAAGAUGACCAGCGAGUAGAAUUGGCAGGAGAUAAUGAUGUUAUCUAUGCCCUUCCUCCACCUCCUAAACAACGCAUAUUCUGUGGAGUAGAUUUAUUUUGGGUGAUUGACAUGAGCUGCUCCAUAAAAGACAUAAACAAACAAGCAAUAGUAGAGUUUGUAAUGGAGGUUAUAAAUGGAUUUCAGAUCAGUGCUGUUCAUAUGAAAACUGGUGGAGUUACAUAUGGGGCUACAGUGUAUAGUAUACAGACAUUAAGAGAAGGGAGAAAUCGUGCAUUAACAUUAAAAAACUUUCAAAAUAUGGUUACAAUACCGGCUAAAUGUCAAACAGCUACAGACGAAGCGCUUCUAAGAAUAAAAAGAGACUUUUUGUCUGAGUCAAAUGGCAACCGACCUGAAUUCCCAGAUGCAAUGAUCGUCAUUACUGAUGGUAACACCUUCCAUGGUAGAAAACAAGAUAAUGCAGCCUUCUCCAGGAAAACAGUAGAAAUAGCUACAGAGAUCCGUGAAAUGGGUGUUACCACAUAUGUAAUUGGACUACCAUCAGGGUCGAAAGACAAAAUCACUGAAGACAGUUAUAGGGAGUGGUUGGGCAUAGCAGGAGAAGAGAGGAACAUAUUCCUGAUGGCCAACUUUGCACAGCUCAAGCAACAGGUGACUGAGAUGUCAAGUAAAGCUUGUGUCAGCACAUAAGCUUGGAAUAUGGUGAGACAUAAAGGAAAAUUAUCUCACAAUGGUUCAAUGGAUUGGCCAAGUAGCACUCGCUCAUAUGUUCUACACCCCUACAUGUCAUUUACUGUACUGUUAUAACUAUAGAUAGCAAUAAAUCAGCCCUGUUUAAUACCUUA